This is a messenger RNA of Xylona heveae TC161, 823 nucleotides long. RefSeq lists its product as hypothetical. The record is from RefSeq and is a predicted model, not a curated record. The transcript has 3 exons. NCBI's taxonomy places the organism in Eukaryota, Fungi, Ascomycota, Xylonomycetes, Xylonales, Xylonaceae. The coding region runs from base 155 to 640 and encodes 161 amino acids.
UUCAUGAGUACUAUUUGUGGAUUUUAAACAUAUGUGUUCUGUUUCACUCCUCUCACUUAUAGAAAAUCCCAUGAGCUCAAAAUUAUUCGUGUAAUUCCUUCAGGAUUUUUCAACUAAUUUUCAUAUAUUUUACACACAUUUUGAAUCUCCCCUAAUGUCCGCAAUUCUGGCACCCAUUCCCAGGGUCAUAUUCACAAUAAUUGAGCCCUUCUCACUGCUCUGUGGAUUUCUGGGGCCGAUCGUUUCACCUCGCAGUUUCAUAGCCGAUCAGAUUAUCGACAUCUCGCAUCCAGAAGAUGUCACCUCUCAUGAAAUCAUCCUUGCACUCCAACUAGGAAACUUGUACCUUUUACUGGCUUUUAUCGGGAUCAGUGUCUUGUACACGACGACAUCAAGUCGCCUCGUGAGGAAUUACUUUCUGGCCCUGGCGGCAGGUGACAUAGGCCAUGUAGCCAUGACGUAUCAUGUAUUAGGCCACCAGCAGUUCCUGGACGUCAAGGGCUGGACUCCAGUAAUUUGGGGGAACAUAGGCUUUACAGCUUUCUUAUUCUUCGCUCGUAUUGCAUAUCUCACUGGAGCGUUAGGAAAGGACAAGACAAAUUUGUCCGCAGCAGACGCGACUGAUAAAAAGAACACAUGAGGGAGCGCCAAUUCACUUACAGGGCUAAUCUUGAGCAUGAAUAUCCCUGGUGGGAAUAUUGAAGCAAGGUCCGAGAAGAAAAUGUAAUGUUAAAUAACGUAGAAUGUUGAACUGGGCAGUUCCGUCAAGGGCAUCUUUCUGACGGAACAAAUAUUCAACGGGUAUACAAAAAUCAUCGGAGCU